Molecule: messenger RNA, 760 nt
Organism: Bradysia coprophila
Lineage: Eukaryota; Metazoa; Arthropoda; Insecta; Diptera; Sciaridae
Source: RefSeq, a predicted model, not a curated record
UAAAAUUAUCGCGCAUGUCUCUAUUUGUGCUGUCAUCGUUGUCAACAAAUUCAUAACAAGGUAGAAGAUGUGCCCGAAUGUUUUUUAAUAAAAUAAUUUAUUUGUGUGCCCGGUUUGAUUAUUAGAAAAUCAAUUUAGAAUCAAUGGAACGUUCCAUUCGUCUUUCUGUGUUGUUGGACGGAAGGAAACCAUCAACAUUUCGUAUUGCGGUUCCAUCCAACUUUGACGGAUUCAUGACAGAAAUUAAAGAAAGAAUUCAAUUGCUUACUCCCGAAAAUUUCCGAAUUGAUUUCAAAGGGUCGGAUCGACAGAUAUAUCGUAUUUUGACGGAUGAGGAUUACCGGUAUUUUUGGAGCCAGGACAUAGAAGAAAUUGUCGUCGAAACAGAACCAGCGCUGACCAACAUUCCGGCUGAACCAAUACCACAACGUGAUAUGUCGCGUGGCGUGACCCGUUGCGGUCUGUUUUGGCGAACGAUCGGUUUCUUCAUUCGACAAUCCCAUCACAAAAUAGAUUAGAAUACUCUGUGCGUCAUCUGUUCACCCGGUGCGCGUCACUACAACAAUAACACUGAGAGCAAUAGUUAAUGAUUUGGCCACAUGCAGUGGUUUCUUACCGCUUUCGUGGCGCUAUUUGUUCAGGCUAGUUUUUGAGAGGCACGGUGCAUCUGUUUAUGAUGCAGGCCAAUCAAGGCUGUAUACUUUGGGGAGGUCACGCAGAUACAGAUACGCGGGUUACACACCACAGUUGAUGAUAAAAU